This is a messenger RNA of Pogoniulus pusillus (Red-fronted tinkerbird), 5133 nucleotides long. RefSeq names its product multiple inositol-polyphosphate phosphatase 1 (gene MINPP1). Gene Ontology annotation, molecular function: inositol phosphate phosphatase activity; acid phosphatase activity. The transcript is spliced from 5 exons. Lineage: Eukaryota; Metazoa; Chordata; Aves; Piciformes; Lybiidae. The record is from RefSeq and is a predicted model, not a curated record. The coding region runs from base 88 to 1515 and encodes 475 amino acids.
GCCUGGGCGCGGCUCCCGAGGCGAGGGGCCGGCGAGAGCAGGUCGCUUCGCUCCGCCUCUUCCUGCGGCAGCCGCGCACUUGCAGCUAUGGCGCCGAGCCGGGCGGGCGCUGCGCUGCGCCGCUCCCUCCUUCUCCUCCCGCCGCUGCUGCUGGCGCUGGCCAGCGCAGGCUUGAGCGGCUACUUCGGCACUAAGUCUCGCUACGAGGAGGUGAACCCACACCUGAUACGCGACCCGCUGUCGCUGGGUCCCUCGGCCGCCUCGUCGCGCCUGCCCGCUGCCUGCACGCCGCUGCAGCUCCGCGCCGUGCUCCGCCACGGCACCCGCUACCCCACGGCCGGCCAGAUCCGCCGGCUGGGCGACCUGCACUCCCGCCUGCUGCGCCGCCGUCCCGCCUCCUCCUCCUCUUCGUCGUCCUCCUCUUCUUCUUCCUCCUCCGCAGAAGCCGCCUGCCCCGCUGCCGCCGACCUGGCCGCCUGGCAGAUGUGGUACGAGGAAAGCCUCGACGGGCGGCUGGCGCCACAGGGCCGGCGCGACAUGGAGCUGCUGGCCCGCCGUUUGGCCGCCCGCUUCCCUGCCCUCUUCGCCGCCCGCCGCCGGUUGGAGCUGGCCAGCAGCUCCAAGCACCGCUGCCUGCAGAGCGGGGCCGCUUUCCGCAAGGGGCUGGGGCCAUCCCUCAGCCUCGGCAGCGACGAGGUGGAGGUCGAAGUUAAUGAUUCAUUGAUGCGGUUUUUCGAUCACUGCGCCAAGUUCGUAGCCUUGGUGGAAGAGAACGACGCGGCCAUGUGCCAAGUGGAUGCCUUCAAAGAGGGGCCGGAGAUGAGGAAGGUCUUGGAGAAGGUGGCGAGCGCUUUGUGCUUGCCGGUAGAGGAGCUGAACGCAGAUCUUGUUCAAGUGGCUUUUCUUACCUGCUCCUAUGAGUUGGCUAUAAAAAAUGUUACCUCCCCGUGGUGUUCACUCUUCAGUGAAGAAGAUGCCAAGGUGCUGGAGUACUUGAAUGACCUGAAGCAGUACUGGAAGAGAGGAUAUGGCUACGACAUCAACAGUCGCUCCAGCUGCAUCCUGUUCCAAGAUAUCUUCCAGCACCUGGACAAAGCAGUGGAAGAGAGCAGAAGUUCCAAACCCAUCUCUUCCCCUCUGAUUGUGCAAGUUGGACACGCAGAGACCCUCCAGCCACUGCUUGCUCUUAUGGGUUUCUUCAAAGAUGCUGAACCUCUGAAGGCCAACAACUACGUGAGGCAGAUGCAGCGCAAGUUCCGCAGUGGCCGCAUCGUGCCUUAUGCUGCCAACCUGCUCUUCGUGCUCUACCACUGCGAGCAGGUCAAGACCCCUGAGCAGGAGUACCAAGUGCAGAUGCUGCUCAACGAGAAACUGAUGGUGUUCCACCAUUCCAAUGAAACCAUCUCCACUUACACUGCUCUCAAGGAGCAUUACAAGGACCUCCUGGAAAACUGCCACUUCCAAGAGGAGUGCGAGCUACCCAGAAUGAACAUGACCACUGGUGAUGAGCUGUGAGGGGAUGGCACCCACCCAGCCUCUGCCAGCCCAUCUCACUUCUGUUAGACACACUGCCAACAAGCACUUGGGGUGAUUUGCUGCUGCUGUCUUGGCUUUCUGACCUUGGAGGUGUGCUAAGUUGUCUGUGUUAGCUCAGAGGGAUCUGAGAGGAGUCUGGCUGGGUGUUUGCAGCGACCACCCAGUGCAGGAGGCAGCCUAGCUGUGUGUUUGUGGUACAAAGAAGUCCUUUCAUUGGCCAUUCCUCUUUGAUGGAUUUAAGGGCUGAGGCAGAUUCUGUUUUCUCAGAGCUAGAGGUGCUGGGACCUCCUUUGUGCUGCCUCUUUUGCUUAGCUUCUCUCUUCCAAUAGCAAGCAUGAAAUAUUUCAACACUGUGAGCUUUGUUCAUUCCUUUUCCCCAGCUUCUAGGAGGGAAGGGAGUCAUUUUCCACAGCUGCCCAACUUCUGCCUGAACAGUACCACAGGAACAGCUCUUCCUUGGGCCUUUAAAGCAGGAGAAGCUGCAGUGUUCUUGCACGUUAUCUGAGUCCGUGACUUAAAGUCAUCAUGAAGCAAGGUAGUCUCCAGGGUAAGUGAGCUGUAAAGAGUAGUAAAGAAAAGUGUGAAGGAGUGGAAAGUAGCCACUGUUGUCCUGAAGUGCUCUGGGAGAUGCAGCAAGGGUUCUCUUAACCAGGCUGGUGUGUCCUGUCACUUGGCACCAUCAGUUCUAUUUGGUAAAGGCUUGGCUAGGGCACCUAGGCUAGGCUCUGCUACAGCUAUGGACAUCAUGGUCCUCUCCAGGUGCUGGAGAGGCCCUAACAGCUGGAAGGGAUCUCUCCAGCUUCCUACUUGCAAUGAGGUUGUGGCUAACCCUAAAUCCAGGCAGGUUUGGGGCUGUGAAAAAAAUCUGUCUGAGACUUGAGCUCUGAUGGUUUUAGGGCAGUGAACAUGGUGUCACUUUUGGCCUUCUAUGUUUGUGCCACCUUGUUCAGAGAUUCAUGGAAUGGUUUGGAUUGGAAGGGACCUUAAAGACCCCUAGUUCCAACUCCUUGCCAUGGGUAGGGCAUCUCCCACUAGCCCAGGCUCCUCAAGGCCUCAUUCAUCCUAGCUUUCAACACCUGCAGUGCCAGAGAUGAUGGUAAAGAAAUGAAUGCAUACAAGCAACUGCACUUGGAGUAAAUUGAGUGGCUGCUGAAAGUGGGGAGGUGUUGUAGAGCUGUGUGAUGUGGCAGGAAAAGCAGAAGUGAAGAGAACCAUCCAGAAAUGUCUAACUCAAAGCAAGUCAGGUGAAAAUGGCUUCAUAUCCCAGAAAAGAAUGGCUUUGUCACUCUAGAGCAGGUGAGGGUGGGGAUUCAUGGUAGCAUUUUAAGUGUGAGCUCACAGCCCAUAAUGAAUGUUGCAGAGCUCAGCCUGUAAAGUGAGGUGCAGCUUGAUGUGUGCACUGGGAGAGGGUGAAAGGUUGGAGGAAGCAUUGCCACGGAGCACCGUAAAUAUUUCUACCCUCACAUCCCGUGGGGUGGCUGCUUUGGCAGGCUCCCCCACACAGCUGGGAACUUGAAGACAAGAAGUGGCUCAGAGCUGAGGAGUUAAACUUUGUCCUUCCUUUGUUUUGCUUGAAGAUUUUAUGUGGAAGUCGCUUCAAGUUUACAUCUCUCUGAGCUAGGGAACAAUGCAAACCUGGGGUGGCUUUGCUGUUGUAUACUGAGCCAAGGACUUCUCCCUGCAUUGAGCCACAGUUUGGUUAGUGCAGGUUCUGGUUGCUGGAGGUGCCAGCGAACUUCAGUGGGUACUGAAUGUUAACAUCCCAGCUCUGCUCCUGGCGAAGGAGGCAGGGAGGAGCAUGGCUGCUGAAACUGAGGUAGGAAUAUAGGUCAGGAUAAUUGUCAGCCCCAGCACGUGCCUUUGCCAUCCUUGCGUGCUGCCUCCUCCAUGUGAUGUUGCCCACAGGCAAUGGAUCAUCAUCAUCACCACCACAGAUGCCUACUGCCAGCAUUAUUGUAACGUUUGGGGUGAGCUACAAAGAAGGGAAGCUUUGUCUGAAGGCUUGUUUGGUAAACAGCUGAUCCAAGAGAGAGAAAAGCCACACUUGAACAAAUAUUUUCACUGUGAUUCAGUCAUCCUGUGAUGAUUCCUGAUGUGCACAGAAGGGAUGGAGGCCUGGCUGCUGGAGAUGGAGGAUUUUGCUUUGCCAGGGCAGCAAGGCUGACUUUGAGCCAUGGUGGUUGUUCGGCAAUGUGGCCUCCUUCCUUUGGGAGGAGGAGGAUGGUGCACUUGACUGCUUUCCUGAUCAUGUGCCAGAGGAGGUGGAGGAACCAAAACAUUCCUUCUACACUGAAGCAUCAUGGAACUCCCUAAUGGAAAAAGACCUCCAAGCUCAGGUCCAACCAUUCACCCAGCACUGCCACAUUCACCACUCAGCACCACAGCCACACAUUUUCUGAACACCUCUAGAGCUAAGGACAGCCUAUUCCAGGGCUUGACAAGCCUUUCACUGAAAAAAUCUUUCCUAACAUCCAAUCUAAACCUCCCCCAUUCCCCUUCUCCUGUCCCUUGUUGGUAGGGAGCAGAGCCCAACCCCUGCCUCACUGCAGCCUCCUCUCAGGGAGCUGUAGAGAGCAAUGAGCUCUGCCCUCAGCCUCCUCCACACUGCACACCCCCAGCUCCCUCAGAUGCUCCUCCCCAGCCCUCUUCUCCAGACCCUUUCCCAGCUUUGUUGCCGUUCUCUGCACCUGCUCCAGACCCUCAAUAUCUUUUUGGAAUGAGUAGCCCAAAACUGAGCCCAGGGCUCAAGCUGGUGCCUUUCCAGAGCCCAUCAUGGAGGCACACUCCCUGCUCCUGCUGGGUACGCCAUUGCUGAUCCAGGCCAGGAUGCUGGUGGCCUUGGCCACCUGGGCACCGCUGCCUCAUAUUCUGGCACUUGUUCCAGGCUCUGGUUCUUACAAUGACAAAGGUGACUGAAAGAUGGCUUCUCUAGUAAACAGAUAAUUAUUUUUGUUAUGUGCCAAGGAGGAGAAGUGAAAUGGAUCCAGAUAUCCAAAUGGAUCCAAUGAAACUGGCCCUCAGCUCAGUGAGCAGUGGUUGAAGAACAAGCUGCCACAUCUCAUGGCUUUGCAGCUCAGAACAGCCUGAAGAAGUCCUGCAAGAAAAGCCCUGCUUUGCCUUCCGUUCUGGACAGAACUCCUCAGCCACCCAUCCAGAACUGUUUUUGCAACCCUUCUCAAGCUGGAAGCUUUUGCUGCUAAAAACCAGCAACAGUGUUCUUGGGGGGCUGGCCUCACCCACCUUCAAAGUGUGGUUUGCUUUGUUAAGCAGCUCAAGGUUAAUUAAUUUUCAUGGCUAAUUAUUUUUUUCUUUCUAUUAAGUGCUGCUAUAAUUGAGUUUAGCAGCAGCCUCUCCACUGAGUGAGUUUGUGUCAAUGUGAUGCUAACUGUAUGACUCUGAGACUUUGGUUUGGGUUUGUAGUGCUGUGAAAUAGAGCUGCACCCUCUCAAUCCCUGGUGUUCUGCCAGCAGUGACACCACCAGCUGUGGCACCAUGGCUCUCUCCUGCUUACAAGUACACUUGGCAUGCUGCUGCUCUUGGUGUCCCUGGUUAUUUACAGUCCUCAUAUGGGGUGGUGAUGAAGCUAAAAUGCCUUCA